AUGCGCUCCAACAAAUUUUCGAAGCACUUAUUCCACUCGUUUGCUGGCAGAUCCGAAACGGCAUUUUUGAAUGCGUCAACUGCUCCUUCUGGUGACUGGAACCUUUGACCACGCAGUCUGUUUUUAAUUUUUGGGAAAGUAAAGAAAUCGUUAGGACUUAGAUCGGGACUAUAUGGAGGAUGGUUCAAUAAUUCAACGCUUGCGAGCUUGCAUUGUCU
Messenger RNA from Acanthoscelides obtectus, 218 nucleotides. The record is from the annotation of a GenBank genome assembly. NCBI's taxonomy places the organism in Eukaryota, Metazoa, Arthropoda, Insecta, Coleoptera, Chrysomelidae.